GGGACAUUGAAAUCAGGGACACACCGAGUUCAAAUGAACAGAGGGACCGGCGGAGCAGUGGAUCUCUUCCUUCCUCCCCAGAGACUCCGCAGGUGCUGGAACCUGCCCUGUGUGUUUGGCAGCAGCGCGACCGAACCAGCAGACUGUCUUAUUUUGAGACCGUACAUUAAAUGUUAGGCUGUAUAAAGUUCAUAAACUUGAGUUUUGUUCUUGCGGUCUGUGCUGACACUUGUAUCUUCCACAGUUUGACUCCAAACUCAAAAGGCAUAAUUCCAAGAACAUUGUUGGUUAGAGAUAAAGGAACCCACUGCUUUAAAAACUUCACUGGAAAAUCAGUGCUUACAGGUUAUUGACAGACCAGGAAAUAAAGAGAAGUUCAUGGCGCGGGGGAACGUUUCCUAACUGAGGCUGUUCGGUGCGGGUAAGGUGUGUCUACUCGAUGUCAAAGUUUCAGUGCCGAUUCCUACCACCUUUUUCCUCGCAUGAGCACUUCCUGGUUCGAGCUCCAAGCACAGGGAGCGUUGCCCGUGGAGCGGCCAAUGGAACUUGUACAAGAAGUCCGCCUCCUUAGUUUUAUUUCGUUUACAUUGUAAAGACUUUUACGAUUUUUUUUAAUAUAAAAGACGAUUGUUUGCAAAUUCCAUGUUCUCAAUGCUUUCUGCCGCGGAGAUUAUAUAAACAGGAGGCACGGCAACACCAUGGGGAAUUUCAUCCGCACUCACUGUGUUUGGCUCAAGUGCAUCUGCCCCUGUGUCUUCAAGGAGCCCAAGCCCAAGCCCAAGGAGCCGGAGCUGACGGUGACGGUACUCGGCAACAAUGCCACAGUGGCCCGUCCGCUGCCCCCGGAGCCGGCACCGCAGCCGCAGGCGCCGCCGUUCAGCGACCAGCGUAAGAUCUACGUGGCUCUGUACGACUACUCGGCUCGCACGCCCGAGGACCUGAGCUUCGAGGCGGGGGAAAGGCUGGAGGUGACCGAUCAGUCGCUGGACAACUGGUGGCUGGCUCGCUCGCUGAAGCGGGGGGAAGGCAGGCAGGGAUACAUCCCCAGCAACUACGUGGCGCUCGACCGCAGCAUAGAGGCAGAGCCAUGGUUCUUUGGAGGGAUUAAACGAGCAGAUGCAGAGAAACAGUUGUUGAUGGUGGGAAAUGGAAAUGGCUCCUUCAUUAUCCGAGAAAGUGAAAGCAAGAUAGGUGACUUCUCACUCUCAGUUCGUGAUGGAGAUACUGUGAAACAUUAUAAAAUCAGACGGUUGGAUGAAGGAGGCUUUUUUAUUGCAAGAAGAUCAACAUUUCAAACUUUGGCAGAUCUGGUCAACAACUACAUGAAGAGCCAAGAUGGCUUGUGUACAAAACUUGAGGCUCCAUGCCGGAAGCUGGAAACACCAGUAACAGUUGGAUUAUCCUACAACACUGUGGAUCAGUGGGAAAUUCCUCGUAGCUCUCUGAAGCUAAUAAAGAAAUUGGGUGCUGGAACAUUUGGAGAAGUAUGGCAAGGAGUUUGGAAUGACAGGACUCAAGUUGCCAUAAAAACACUAAAAACUGGUACGAUGGCCAAACAGGACUUCCUAAGGGAGGCACAAAUAAUGAAAAGAUUGAGACAUCCCAAGCUAAUUCAGUUGUAUGCUGUGUGCACUGUUGAAGAGCCAAUUUACAUUAUUACUGAAUUAAUGAAAAAUGGGAGCUUGCUUGACUACUUACACAAAAACCAGGGGUCGAGUUUGACCAUAAGUGACCUACUGGAAAUGUCUGCACAGGUAGCUGCAGGAAUGGCAUAUUUGGAAGUUCAGAAUUAUAUUCAUCGGGAUUUAGCUGCUAGGAAUGUUCUGGUUGGAGAGAACAACACCUGCAAGGUUGCUGAUUUUGGACUUGCCCGAGUUUUUAUGACAGAUGACGAAAAUGUUUAUGAAGCAAAAGAAGGAGCAAGAUUUCCUGUAAAGUGGACUGCACCAGAAGCCAUCCAUUCAAAUAAGUUCAGCAUCAAAUCAGAUGUUUGGUCCUUUGGAAUACUGCUGUACGAAAUUAUCACUUAUGGAAAGAUGCCUUAUCCAGGGAUGACAAAUUAUCAAGUUAUCCAAGAGGUGGGAAGAGGAUACAGAAUGCCAUGUCCUGCAGAAUGCCCUCCACCACUGUAUGAAAUCAUGUUAGAAUGCUGGAAAGAGAGAGAUUAUGAACGACCAACAUUUGAGACCCUCCAGUGGAAGCUGGAGGACUUCUUUGAGACUGAUCUUUCCGCCUACACAGAAGCGAAUGUUUUUGUUAGUUAAUAUUGGAAAUUCCUUUGGGUUAAUGCUUGCAAUGAAUAGAACUGAUUUAACAUUCACAUCUUGGAUUUUGUUAUAGAGUUUAAUGGCUUUGAUUUAGGCUGGUAUGUAUGUAUGUCAGACAGCUGCGAGUUCAUGCACUAGCCUAAAGGCUAUAAUGAAUUCUAUGUCAUUGAACUUAAUUUGCACAUUGCAAGAAGUAUAUUGAACCUUGUUCCUUUCAUAAGUAGCUGGAGUGACGUCAUUGAAGUGGACUAUACAGAUGAAGAGGCCAAUCAAUACUCCAUGGAUUGGGACGGAAAAGAUUUCUGUUUUGAAAAUGCUGAAUAUGCACACACAUUUGGUGAGAACCAGAUGCAAUGGUUUCUCAAAGAGCCCACCUAUUCUUAAACAUAACAAUGACUGCUUGGGCCAGUUUCCAGAAAGUGUCCCCUGGCCACAGGGGUGUGGUGGGGACCAGUUCUUCAAAAAGAUAGGGAAGGAAUAAUAAAUAAAUCAGCUGUUACUGUGCUAUUUCUAGAUAUCUUUCUGAAAAAUCCUGUUCUGACAGCAACAUCUCAGCUGGAGGAAUAUAGAUUUAUUUUUAUUGAUUGCAUUGGAGAGGAAAAUCAGGCAGGGUAUACAAAGGAUACAACAAAUGUUCUUACAUAUUUUGCCAUCCCACCAAAUAUUUAAGAAAAUGAAAACAAUUUGCAUUUACUAUAGGGAUGUUAUGUAAUACAUAUACAGUAUAUAACACACUUAACCAAUCCUGCCCAAUUUCAUUCAUAUAGUAGUUGCCAGAUUUUAUUAGUUUCUGUCUUAAUCAUCCCCAUGUUCCCCAACUCUACCACCUCUGGGGGAAACUUAGAGAGUCGCACAUAAUUUUAAUGAAUAUCAUAGCCAAAUAAAUAGUCAUCAGAUGAAGAGAAAAUAAUGACAGAAAUUUGUCUUUCAUUGUUUACCCAUCAAUGGAUUUUAGAAAAAUUUGGCAAAGAUACAUGUCUCCUUCAGCAAUUAGUGUUUUUGUUUGGCUAUCUGUAAAUACAAAACCUAAACCAUUUGGUAAUAACCAUUGAACUAAAGCAUCAACUUGUUCAGCAGGUAUUUUCCAAUACAAAAUCAAAUUCUACUACAAUCUGUGUAGUAUUUAUGGUGCCUCCAAGGUAUGUACAUAAUCUUACAUUAUAGGUUUGUUUGGAAUUCAAUGUAAAUUUUUAUUGUGUGAUUUGCUGCUAGUUGAGAUGUACUGUAUAUAAAGGUAAAUAUAUAUGAUGAAAAUUGAGAAGCAAGCAAUCGUAUCCCAUGUAUAUUUUGACCAAGAAAAUUAUUUGAACUUUCAACUAUUUCAGUCUUUUUUAGGUUUUACAUUAAGAUCUCUGUGUUAGUACCGAAAUCCACUCCAACCCCAAUUCACAAUUUUUGAUAUCAGGCUUGAUUAAGAAGUUGCCAACUAAACUUCAAACUAAACUGAUUAACAUUUGGUAGGACUUUGACUAUCCAUAGGCCCAAAUGAGUAUGCAGUUAGUUUUUUUAAUGGUUUACUUUUACCAAGUUGCUUGUUGGAAGGGCCCCUUCCAUUAGACUAUACUGUAUGACUUAACCAUUUACCAAACAGUCUUACAGCAUAAUGUACAGUAGAAACUCCAAUAGAAUUUUAAUUAUGAAAUAUUGGACCAGAUCUUGCUGAAAAGUAAUAGAUUUUAAAUGGUGCUUGUUUCUAAUAAUGGACAAAUUGGCCAGCAACUUGUGGCAAUGAAGAGCUACAUUGUAAACUGUGAAUAGUCAAUAGUUGCAGGAUAAUUUGCAUUAACUUCUUGAAAUGCAUCAAAUCAUUAACUCACUGAAAUUCCUAUAUUUGUAUGUUAAUUGUCCAUGAAACUCAACUACUGAAAAUAAACCUAAUACUAAAUGGAGUAUGUACCCUUUCUAACAUUGUGAUAAGUGUUGAUGACUACUAAUCAGUCUUUUGCAGAAUGUGAAGGGAGUCUCAUAGCUUAUUGUUUUGAGAGAAUUUAAAAAUUAAUGUUUUAAUAUUUUUCUUUUCUUUGGCUUUAUUUCUCUCUGAAUCUUGUCUUUCCCUCUCUCUAUUUCUUUUACUGACAUUGAAUUCACCCACUCCAACUUAUCUUCCCUGUCAGUUUUUCCGUCAUUUAUUUGUCACUUCUUUAUUCUCUUUAGUUAAGGCAGUACAUCAUUUGUUGCAUUGCAAACCCAGGACACGGAUGUACUGUGGCUUUCAAUGCCCCAUUAUCAGAGUAUGUUUCCAAUAAUUUUGUGAGUAAAUAGUUUUAAACCUAAAUGAGUUGUUCUCCUUAAACAAGUUGCUCUAUUCCAACAAAAUCUGGCCCAGUGUUUAUACAAGUGCCUUCGUUGAAUAUCAAUUGCUGGAUUACCAGAUGUCAAAAAAAGGAAUGCCCAUUUAAAUUUAGAUCUUUUGUGAUAAAGAAAAAAAUGUAGUUCUCAUGGUUUUCAGUUUUUCCUUUUGAUUAAUUCAUAUCUUUAACUUCUUUCUAGUGGUUACAGUGCUCAAUAAUAAACCAAACUCAACUGCUGAAGCAGAAUGUUUAGGCUCCUUGUUCGUGGAAUUUGAACUUCAAAUUUGAUUAAGGGCAAUCCUAAAUUGUUGUCCCAAGACAAGUAAGGCAGAAUGGACAUUGUAAUAUGCUACUGCUGUGGAUUCAUACAUACACAUAACAGAACUGUGUGAAAAAUUAUUUGAUUAUUUUUGUAACAUGAACUGAAAAAUAGGCUUCCUUAAGGCAUGGUAACGGUAAUGAACUCUAUAUGUACUCACUUGCCAAAAUGAGGAUCUGCUAGAUGAUUGAUAGCCUUGACCUUCAGACUUAUCCUUCAGUUAUCCUACUUCUAAUUAGUUUAGCAAGACUGUACUCUCAUGUGUCCAAUAUUGCUUGAAUAAUGCAUCAGUCUAUUUUUUUCAUAUACUGUCAGAAUUUUGGUAAAAAGAAAAUUGCUAAACUAGCUAUUUGAUCCAUUGAACAUUAAAAAUAUUUCUUUGUAGGUAGGGUUUAAUAUUCAAACACUAAUAUUGUACACUAAUUGUACUACAGAGCACUUAUAGCAAAAUUUAAUCAUGUCAAAUUAUAAGUAAGGAACUGCUCCAUAAAUUUAUCAGGCCCCAAGAUUACCCUAUAGGACUGCAGUAUAUGAAAACUUAAUAAGUUCAUUCAUCUGAAAUUCCUUUCUCAGCUAUUUCAGAAGAGUUGUGUAAUUUAAAUGGGUUAAUGUAAUCCAAUAAAUAGCAAAGAGAAUUUGAAACAGCAUAUGCCACAUUUUAACAAUGGGGCCAAGGUUUAUAGAAAGUUUCUUCUAACACAUUGAGAAUAUUAAUGUUAAUCAGCAUCUUAUUUAAUAAUUUUAAUAUUUCUUUUAUUUUAACCAACUGGCUAACACGAUAUUAGUUUAGUAUUCAUUUGCUGUGUGGAUCAAUUAUGUUGAUGCUAUGAAAUCUAGCUUUAGAUGUUAUAAAAAAAAUUUGCAAUGUUAUGCUCAAGAUUUAUGUUUAGAAUUGAAGUCUCAACAAGUUUUGUAUUAGGAUAAGUGCUCCUGGAAAUUUUAUUUUUUAAUAAUAUUUUUAAAAAUCUGAUAUUAUUACAUGUUUUUAAUGAACAUAUGUUUCAAAUGAAAGCU
This is a messenger RNA of Pristis pectinata (smalltooth sawfish), 5891 nucleotides long. RefSeq names its product fyn-related Src family tyrosine kinase (gene frk). NCBI's taxonomy places the organism in Eukaryota, Metazoa, Chordata, Chondrichthyes, Rhinopristiformes, Pristidae. Gene Ontology annotation, molecular function: ATP binding; non-membrane spanning protein tyrosine kinase activity; signaling receptor binding. The coding region runs from base 699 to 2264 and encodes 521 amino acids. Gene Ontology annotation, biological process: cell differentiation; protein phosphorylation; cell surface receptor protein tyrosine kinase signaling pathway. Gene Ontology annotation, cellular component: extrinsic component of cytoplasmic side of plasma membrane. The transcript is spliced from 8 exons. The record is from RefSeq and is a predicted model, not a curated record.